AUGACUGAUACUCAACACUCCGUAUCAUUGCUGUAUCAGAUUGAACAUCUCGGAGAAGGAAACUGGAUUCCCUGGAAAACUAAGGUUUUAGCCAUUUUAGGAGAUGAGGGAUACAAAGGGCAUGUGGACAGCACAAACCUUAAACUGGAGAAGGGCCCAGACCCUAAGGCGCGGACAAUAAUUGUGCUGUUGGUGAGUGAUGCACAGAUGGUGCACCUUACCAGAGCCAAUACAGCAAAAGAGAUGUGA
This is a messenger RNA of Suillus clintonianus, 249 nucleotides long. RefSeq lists its product as uncharacterized. The transcript is spliced from 2 exons. Bases 1 to 249 code for a protein of 82 amino acids. The record is from RefSeq and is a predicted model, not a curated record. Lineage: Eukaryota; Fungi; Basidiomycota; Agaricomycetes; Boletales; Suillaceae.